AUGUCGAAAGAUGAUUCAGAGAGUUACAAACCUCAUCACGAGUUUAAGCAAGAUGUCAAGGAACCACUUGUUGAUCUUAACUUGACUGAAUCCAAUGAGCUUUGGCUGCUUAGAUUGCCGUUUUCUAAUGAUUUGUUAGCUGACAUUGACGGGCAGGAAUUAUCGCUCAAACUUGAUAAGGACGGCACCUUGGCAAGCUUUGAGGGUGCAUCUGGGAAAGCGUAUGAUUUUGUCAGCUUUGCUUCCAUGGAGCCUGACGAAACAGUAUUUGUUUCCUCUGCUACAGAAUCAAAAAUUGCUGGAAAGAUUUCACGUCGUGUUUCUGUUGUCCAUUACCAUGAUCCCAAAGAGCUCGAAAAGAUUAGUACAACUGAUGCAAAAAAAGCACUUCUAAAUUCUAUAGCCGCGACUCCCGGAAAUUUUUCACGUGCUUCAGCAUCAAAAGGUAGCAGACUGAAGAGCUCAUUAUCUGAAUUUUCUGAACGAUCAAAUACUCCAAAAAGAAGACCGCGUGGGAACAAAUCUAAUGCAAAACCUCCUGAAUUAUCCCGUGGUCACAACUCCGUCGCUUCUGCAAUCUCUUCUGAUCAUUCUCAUGGAGGAAAGUCAAACGCGUCUGCGAUCUCUUCUGAUCAUUCUCAUGGAGGAAAGUCAAAUGCUUCCGCAAUCUCUUCUGAUCAUUCUCAUGGAGGAAAGUCAAAUGCUUCCACAAUCUCUUCUGAUCAUUCUCAUGGAGGAAAGUCAAAGAGAAGAAAACAUACGGAGUAA
Molecule: messenger RNA, 768 nt
Organism: Vicia faba (fava bean)
Lineage: Eukaryota; Viridiplantae; Streptophyta; Magnoliopsida; Fabales; Fabaceae
Source: the annotation of a GenBank genome assembly